AUGGGUAAAAAGAAUUACAAAGGGAAUGGCGCUUUAAAAGGGAAGAGAUCUACAGAUUCUCCAGAGAAGAAGAGCUCGGCGGCUAACUCUGGAAAAACCAACGCGACAGCCACAGGAGGAAAGCGGGUGGGCAAGGAUACCAAGAAAGACCAGAACAGUUCACAGGUGACUACUCCUAUUAACUAUGCUGAAUCAAUGAGCCAAGCCGAGCGUAUAAUCACUGAAACGACUGAAAUCACAGGAGGUCACGAGUUUGUUUUCAAGGAGUUUCGCAAGGGGAUUCCUUGUUAUCGAAGUAUAGACGAUGCAAAGAACAGCCCGGGCGUCGCAAAUGUUCAACUACAGCAACUAUUCGCCCUCGAUAAGUCCAAGCUGUCCUUGCAAGCAGCCCGAAAGAACCCGAUGGAAUCUCAGGCUCGCAAGUAUGAACCGUCGCAAAAGCAGGGAGGAAACGAACAAACGCGAGAAACUUCACCUGGUCUAGCCACAAGUACACGUCCCAGCACGCAGGCAACUCCGACCAGCACUCUCGAGAGCUCCUGGUCCGGUUGGUUCGCUGCAUGUAGCAGGCCUGGGCAUACUUUAGACGAAGACCGAAUUGCGUAUAAAAGCUCGGGGUCACGUGACAACAAGGAAACUGCUGAAUAUUCGAGGAUGGUGUCCCAAAAAAUCGCCAAACUUCUCAAAAGUUGCGGGGACAGCAUAAUACUGACCAACUGCGUACAGCCAGUGUGGAAUGAGACCCCGGUUUGCUGCUUGCACGCUUCACAGUCUUGA
Messenger RNA from Lachancea fermentati, 777 nucleotides. Lineage: Eukaryota; Fungi; Ascomycota; Saccharomycetes; Saccharomycetales; Saccharomycetaceae. The record is from the annotation of a GenBank genome assembly.